Emiliania huxleyi CCMP1516 is the source of this 207-nucleotide messenger RNA. RefSeq lists its product as hypothetical. The coding region runs from base 1 to 207 and encodes 68 amino acids. The record is from RefSeq and is a predicted model, not a curated record. Lineage: Eukaryota; Haptophyta; Isochrysidales; Noelaerhabdaceae. The transcript is spliced from 3 exons.
AUGCCUCCGCCGGGAGACACGGAUGGCGCCGUCAGGAGCGACGAGGCUGGCGAGGCGCCGCAUUCGGUCGUCGUCCUGCCGGCGACUAGCGAUCUGAGCAGUACAUUGAGGCCGUUGGCGUCGGAGCAGGGCGAGACGUCGAAGAGCCGUGACGAGCGCCUCUACAUCGCUCUACAGGCGACUCACAUCGUCACGCGGCGGAUGUAG